Molecule: messenger RNA, 6243 nt
Organism: Colletes gigas
Lineage: Eukaryota; Metazoa; Arthropoda; Insecta; Hymenoptera; Colletidae
Gene: Dscam3
Product: Down syndrome cell adhesion molecule-like protein Dscam2
Exons: 32
Coding region: 36-5975 (1979 amino acids)
Biological process (GO): axon guidance; cell-cell adhesion
Cellular component (GO): plasma membrane; axon
Molecular function (GO): protein binding
Source: RefSeq, a predicted model, not a curated record
AAUUGAUUCCGUUUCGACGAAUUUUGGCUUCGGGAAUGAAUUCGACCGUGCUGCUGUUCCUUCUGACUGCGUGUAUUUUGGAACUUGUGGUUGGCCAGCAAGGGCCGGUUUUUGUUCUCGAGCCACCGAGCACUCUGGUCUUUUCCAAUACCACGGGCUCCCAGCUAAGCUGCUCUGCCCAUGGGAGUCCAACGCCGCACGUCACCUGGAUAACUAGUCCGGAUCAGAGAUCAGUCACCGCAGUUCCCGGACUACGACAAUUACUUGGGAAUGGCACCCUCUAUUUUCCGCCCUUCCUCGAGCAAGAUUUUCGCGCCGAAGUCCACAACGCGAGGUACAGAUGCCGCGCCACCAGCUCCGUGGGAACGGUUCUUUCUCGCGAGGUCACUCUUCGUGCUGUGCUGACGGUGCCCGGCUACGACGUGUGGGUGAAUAGAUCCCCCGUGAUGGAGGGAUGCAACGCUGUUUUAUCUUGCACGGCCCUGGAAGACGUCAAAGAACAUCUGACAGUCACAUCCUGGUUCCGCGACGACGCCAUUCUUUUACCUGGAAGCACGGACACCGGCGGAAGAUUCGUAGUUACGUCCCAGGGCGACCUGCACAUUAGAGCCGCCAGACCGGAAGACGGUAGGGCCACCUACUCGUGUUUAACCCUUCACGCGUUGACUAGCGAAAGGAGAAGAAGCGAACCUGCAACGUUAACAGUCACAGAGCCGAGCGGAUCCAAGCCACCAAAGCUGAUGCAAAGAUCGCAGAUCGCCAUCUCCGCUGAAAGCGGCUCGGACGUUCACCUCACUUGCUCCGCACAAGGAAGCCCGCCCCCGCAAUUUACCUGGUACCGCGAUGUUAACGGACACUCGAUACCGGUUGAGUCCUUCGGCAGGAUUCAACUGUGGGGCGAUUUGAUGCAAAUCCGACGUGUGGACGCUCAGGACGCAGGAAGGUACAUUUGCAGGGCCAGCAAUCAGGUCGGCGAGCAACGUGCAGAAACACACCUCUCGGUCACGUCGAAGCUCAACGCGCGAAUACAGCCCCGCGUUCAGAUCAUCAAUUCCGGAGAGUCUGCCACUAUGAAUUGCACGGUGGAGGGUUAUCCGGUCGAGAGCGUCGAGUGGUUGCACGACGGUAUGCCAGUAUUGACCGCGCAGGACACGAGGAUCAAAUUGCUGGCUCCUCUGGUCCUCGUGAUAGGCUCGGUCGGCCGAAAGGACAAGGGGAUGUAUCAGUGCCUCGUUAGAAGCGACAAGGAAAACGCUCAAGCCACCGCGGAAUUGAAACUGGGAGACACUGUGCCGGAGCUGCAGUACACGUUCAUCAAGCAAGCUCUGCGACCAGGACCGCCGGUGUCCUUGCGAUGCUCGGCGACAGGAUCCCCGCCCCCAUCCUUCACUUGGCUCCUGGACGGAGAACCUCUGAGCGAGAUCGCGACCGGACACAGGUACGCGAUAGGGCAGUACGUCGAUCAGUCCGGGGACGUGAUCAGUCAUUUGAACAUAUCAUCGGCCGGCGCGGAGGAUGGCGGCCUGUACGCCUGCGUCGCGUCCAAUACUCUGGCCACGGUCGAGCAUAAAUCGAGAUUGAACAUCUACGGGCCACCAUACAUACGAUCGAUAGGGCCGGUCCGUGCGAUAGCUGGCACCGACACCACCAUAGCCUGUCCUUACUCGGGUUACCCGAUCACGUUGGUCGAGUGGUCCCACGGCGGCGUGGAUUUGCCCUUUGACAUUAGGCACCGUGUCGACAGCGAGGGUCACCUGACGAUCGGGAACGUGGACCCAAACGACGCUGGCGUCUACACCUGCAUAGUGAAGUCGAGGACGGGGGAAACGGCGAGCAGGGACAUACGACUCACCGUCAGCAGUCCCCCGGUUAUGAGUCCAUUCAAUUUCCCGCCGAAUCUGCAGGAAGGAAGCCGUGCCCAGGUCACGUGCAGCGUUACAUCCGGCGAUCUUCCGAUAUACUUCUCGUGGCUCAAGGACGGCGAGCCUCUGCCAUCCUCCUUGCGCAUCGAAGACAGAGUAGCCGAGUUCUUCAGUCUGCUCGUUUUCAAGGAACUCUCGUCCCGUCACAGCGGCAAGUACACUUGCGUGGCGACCAACAGCGCGGCCAAAGUCAACCACACCGCGGAACUUUUGGUCAAAGUGCCGCCGCAAUGGAUCUUCGAGCCGCAAGACGUCGCCACACUUCUCGGCAACCCGUUGAACGUUCACUGCGAGGCAAAGGGGUUCCCACCGCCGCGUGUCACCUGGCUACGUUCAAAAAGUCGUACCGCCAAUGACUAUCAUCCCCUGGUAGACGGCUCCGACGGCAGACUGACCAUUUUGCCCAACGGGUCUCUGUGGACGGCGUCCGCUGGGCCCCAAAACGAGGGCCACUACCUCUGCAGAGCCACCAACGGGAUAGGACCUGGCCUCAGCAAAGUGAUUUACGUGUCUGUUCACGAGCCGGCGAGGUUCGAGUUCCAAAGCAAAAACGUGACGAUCCGCCGCGGAGAGUCCGUGACUCUGGAUUGCACCGUCAUCGGGGAUAAUCCCAUAGAAGUGCUGUGGAUGCACAACAGCAACCGUUUGGACACCAACAGCCACAGGCUGAGCAUAAGUCAGAUGAAAACGGAACACGGGCUCAAGUCACAGCUGUCUAUAGGGACCAGCGAUCGUCAGGACUCUGGGGUCUAUCGAUGUACGGCCGACAAUGCGUACGGGAGGGCCGAACAUCUCAUUUACCUGGCUGUUCAAGAGAGGCCGGAUCCACCAGCCUCGCUGGAAGUCAUAGAAAUCGGCUCGCGAUCGAUACGAUUGCUGUGGAAAAGAGCUUUCGACGGAAACAGCCCAAUACGGAAUUACGUUAUUCAGUAUCGGUCCCUGAAUCACGUUUCGGUGGACGAUUGGAACCCCGCAAAAACGCACAAUGUCACCUAUUCACCGGGAAGUUCUAAUAGCGGGAACACGAUACAUCCAACGCAGAACGGUUUAUCCCCUUUCGAAACGACGAGCGAGGACCAGGAAGUGGCUUUGGUGGGUGGACUUCAUCCAGCCGUGACUUAUACGUUUCGUAUAUUUGCUAUAAAUUCAAUAGACGUGAGUGCACCCACUGAUCCCGUGGUGGCGAAGACCCAAGAAGAAGCGCCCACAGAACCGCCCCAAAACAUCAAAGUACAAUCCGCGGGACCCGGGGAGCUUAUGGUUAGCUGGCAGCCGCCCCCCAAAGAAUCCUGCAACGGAGAUCUAUUGGGCUACAUAGUGACGUGGUCGGAGCAUUCUUCCUCAACUUCGGGUGUAAACCAAAGCAAAAGUUUAACUGUGAACGGAUGGGCGACAACAAAGGUGCAGCUUACGGGCCUCAGAAAAUUCACGAAGUACGAUAUAUCGAUCAGAGCUUUCAACAGCAUAGCCAGCGGUCCAGUUAGCGUCCCUAUUGUUGGGACAACUCAAGAAGGGGUGCCAGAGACUCCGCCAACCAACGUGUCGUGUGUUGCCCUGUCUUCUCAAAGCGUGAGGGUGUCCUGGAGCGCACCACCACCCCACCAACACGGUGGAAUUAUUCAGGGUUACAAAGUAUACUACAGGCCAGUGCCAACCGACAACAUGGACAUAUCGACGGUCGGCGAAGUGAAGAAGACCACCAGCGUGGAAACCUAUCUGCACACCCUGUACAAAUACACGAAUUACUCGAUCAGGGUACUGGCAUACACGGGAGCUGGCGACGGAGUCCUGAGUCCGCCGAUCUUUUGCACGACGGAAGAAGAUGUACCAGGCCCUCCAGCUGGUAUCAAGGCCUUGGCAUUAACGGCCGAAAGUAUAUUAGUUUCGUGGUUGCCGCCCCUACAACCGAAUGGGAACGUCUCCAAGUACACGGUUUACAGCAGAGAAGCUGGCUCCAGCAACCAUAACACGCACACGAUGCACGAGCCGCCGUCGUCGCCCACCGAUACUCUAACUAUGGAACUGCGAGGUUUAGUCGAGAGACAACUGUACGAGUUUUGGGUGUCCGCGACCACUGGACUAGGCGAAGGCGAAUCGACCACUAUAGUGACCCAAACUACGAACACCAAAGCCCCAGCCAGGGUGGCCUCUUUCUCGCAAUUGCUGAGAAGGGCAAUUAAAUCAUCCAUCACGUUGUCGUGUCUGGUGGUCGGGAAUCCUACGCCAAGACCUACGUGGACCUAUCGAAACGGACAGGUCUCCACUGGUCGACAUUACGAGCUGACUUCCGAGGGUCACCUCAACAUUCGUGGAUUAGAACAGUCGGUGGCGGGAAAUUAUACUUGCUCGGCCAGCAAUUUGUUUGGCGACGAUUCCGUAACUUACACCCUAGUUGUGGUGAUGCCGCCUAAAUCACCGACGCUAGAACUCCAGUAUACUACAACGAAUAGCAUAAGGCUUCGAUGGAAUCACCCUAACAACGGCGGUGCUACUAUUCAAGGUUACGUAUUGAGUUACAAAAGGGACCAAGGUGGCUGGGAGGAAAUCGCGCUGUCACCGGAACAGACAGAGUUCAUUUUAUCAGGGUUGAAGUGCGGGUCCUCGUAUUUGGCGCACUUGACCGCCCACAAUCGCGUGGGUACAGGAGAUCCGAGUCCUCUGAUAAGCGCGACGACCAAAGGAACUGCACCUCUGUUGCCGAAAGAACGGGACAUCAUCUCCGCCAAUGGCACCACCGUGAAACUGAACCUUUUGUCCUGGCCAAACGGCGGAUGUCCCAUUCAAUAUUACACGGUGGAGUAUCGUAAACGCAUAAGCACGGAACCGUGGAUCUUGGUGGCGAGUCGCGCGACGGAGAACCUGAUCAUACGAGACUUGAAGACCGCCUCGUGGUACAGUUUGCGUCUGACGGCCCACAACGACGCCGGAUCGACGCAGACGCAAAUGGAGUUCGCUACGACCACGCUGAGCGGCGUCAGCAUAGGUCCUCCGAACGACCUGAUCAUGGAGGACGACGUGAAGAAGACUAUACCUAAUCAGAAGGUGCUGUACGUCGUUGUACCAGUCGUCUGCGCGAUCGUCCUCGUCGUUUCGGCCGCCAUUCUGGGAUACGUGAUGCUGAAACGCAGUGGAAGGACGAAUUACUUGGGGGAGAUGCUUCCUGGACAGCAACAGAACCAACAGUCGGGGCUGGGACUCGUCCAGCAACAACAACACCAACAGCAUCAUCAUCUGUCGAGCUGCAUGUCGACCGUGCAGUUGAAAUCGACGGCGGAACGCGACAACAGACGAAACCAUCAAGUUUAUACCAGUUCCCCGGUGAAGCAAGAGAACCACAAGUCCAAUGAUCACGGAUCAGAAAUGUACGAAAUAAGUCCGUACGCGACGUUCAGCGUCCCGGGGAGGGAGAAUCGUUCGGUGACGACCGCCACCCUCGACUACACGAUGCAGUUCAAAACGUUCGGGCAUUUGGAGAACGAGGACAUCAACACGAUCGACUACGAGAGGUCCAGCGUAGACUUCGAAAGGUCUAAAACGCCAAGGUGGCACAAGCAACGAUACUUCCCGAGCAUCGCGGAAGCCGAGAGCAAGUUGCGCUCCAGUCGACAAGGUUCCGGCAGCGACACGUCCGGAAGUCCUUGCGGAGAAUGCGCUGGACCUAGUUACAGGGUCCCAGUGAAACCUUGCAGAGAUGUGUUCUCACGAGGCGUGGAGUCGAGUACAGAAUCCAACAACGAAGGAUCGCCUUCGCUUGCGAGACGACGAAGCCGACAGCCGAGCCGGUCCACUCGCAGUUCGGUGGAGGACAUGACGUUGUUGCCGCCAAGCGGGUUUAGCGACAGCCGCGAAUUGAGCGACGUAGAAUGUGACCGUGAUCGUGAUCGUGACCGUGAGCGUGACCGUGACCGUGAUCGCGACUGGCAAGGUCUGUCAGCCGGGACCCGCCACGGCGGCAGCUUGGGUAGACUGCCGAUCGAGGCCGUCGAAUCUAUGCUCGCUAGGUAUCAGCAAAGGAAGGAACAAGAGAGGCAAGAGUUCACUAUACACGUAUGAUCGAGACUUAGCAAUUCUAGUGGGAAUCUUCGCUGGACGAUGUAAAUGGAAUAGUAAACUUUUGUCGAUCGCCUAAGCGUAUUGCGGGAUGCCAGUUCCGAGUACUUUGAGGGAUAAAUUGUCCACUUUGUUCACGAAAUUUCCUAGACAAUUCUCGAAGAGACACGACACACGCGAAAGAAUAGGAGAACGACCAUACAUGAAAGUACGACAAACGCUUAGGUGUCUUAGAGAAAAAUGCACGACUUGAACAAAUCCACGGGAUAAC